CCAUCUUUCUUCUUGUUUGUUUAUUACAGUUCAUUUCAGCACUGAGUUGUUCCUCCUUUUCUUCCACCAAUUUCGCCUCCAUUACCCUAAGCCAACCCUCUUCUCUCUCCUUUUACUUUCUUCUUUCUUCUUUCUUCUUUCUUCUUUCCCACUUUCCUCUCCUCCAUGUCUGAAUUCUCUCAACCUCCCAACCUCCCACCGCUCAACAUGCCUUCCUUUGUCCUCUUUCUCUUCUUCUUCUUCUUCUUCUUCCCUUCUUCCAUGGCUGCUCCUUAUCCCUUCAGCAUUUCUUACCAUAUUGACUGCGGUGGUCUAAUCAACUCCACCGACCCAUUUGGCACUACUUGGCUCUCCGACCGAUUCUACACCGGCGGCACCACCGGAAUAGUCUCUGAGCCCCUCAUUUUCCAUCACCCACAAGAGAAGAAUCUCAGAUUCUUCCCUCUUUCCUCCGGCAAGAAGAAUUGCUACAUUAUACCCAAUUUGCCCUCUGGCCGAUACUACUUCCGCACAUUCACCGUCUAUGACAAUUACGAUGGAAGGUCUCACCCUCCUUCCUUUGAUGCCUCCAUUGAAGGCACUCUCGUCUUCAGUUGGCGUUCUCCUUGGAACGAGAACCUCGCCCGCCAUGGCGCCUACUCCGAUCUCUUCGCCUUCAUUACCGAUGGUGAGGCUGAUUUUUGCUUCUACAGCCUUUCUACCGAUUCGCCGGUGAUUGGGUCUUUUCAGCUCGUUCAGGUCGAUCCCUUGUCAUAUAACUCAACAACCAUUGGAGAGAAUUUCAUUCUUGUUAACUACGGAAGGAUUACUUGCGGUUCUGAGCAAUGGGGCCCUGGGUUUAGCAAUGAUACCGACGUUUUCGGUCGCUCCUGGCAGUCUGAUUCGGACUUCAUAAUCCCCACUCUGAAACAAUCGGUUAAAGUUUUGUCGACUACAAAUUCCGUAAGUGGGACCGAUCAGCAGCCCAAUUAUUUUCCGAUGAAAUUGUAUCAGAAGGCGGUCACUGGGGGAAGAGGGGUUCUUGAGUAUGAAUUGGGGGUGGACGCCAAAUUGGACUACUUGAUUUGGUUGCAUUUUGCAGAGAUUGAUUCGAGUGUGAAGAAGGCCGGGCAGAGAGUGUUCGAUGUGUUUAUAAAUGGCAAUAAUGCGACGAGGAUCGAUAUCUUUGCAAAAGUGGGAAGUUUUGGAGCUUAUUCAUGGUCUUAUACUGUGAAGAAUUUGAGUAGCUUGACUUUGACUGUGAAGCUUGUGGGGGUGGUUGGCUCGCCGCUACUCAGUGGGCUUGAGAAUUACGCUUUGGUUCCCAGAGAUCUUUCCACCGCGGCGGAGCAAGUGUCUGCAAUGAGAGCAUUGAAAGAAUCACUCCGUGUGCCCGGCAGAAUGGGUUGGAAUGGCGAUCCUUGUGCUCCUACAAACUGGGAUGCCUGGGAGGGAAUAACAUGUCGACCCAACAAGAACGCGACUGCCCUUGUUAUAUUUCAAAUUGAUCUUGGAAGUCAAGGUUUGAAAGGGUAUAUCAGUGACAAAAUUAUUCUUUUGACAAACUUAGUAAGCCUAAAUCUUAGUUCUAACUCACUGGGGGGCACGAUACCACCUGGGCUCGGUGAAAAUUCUCUUACCCGACUGGAUUUGUCAAAUAAUGAGUUAACAGGAUCUAUUCCAGAUAGUUUAGCAUCUCCAAAUCUGCAGCUCGUGCUACUGAACGACAACUUACUGGAUGGACGAGUUCCUGAAGAAAUAUAUUCAAUUGGUGUGCAUGGUGGAGCCAUCGAUCUGUCUGGUAACAAGGGUUUAUGCGGUGUGCCUUCCCUACCAACAUGCCCUAUAUUCUGGGAAAAUGGGCGGUUGUCUAAAAAUGGUAAAAUUGCAAUAGGUGUAUCAUCCACCUUCCUUUUCUGUGCACUGCUGGCAGUGAUCUACAUAUGCUGCAUCAGAAGACGUCGAAAUGAUUAUGAUUUUGGGUUGCCUAGUGAAUUAAUUUCUCUUGCUGCCAAAAGGAACAGGUAUCAGAGGCAGAAAUCCUUAAUGCUCCUGGAAAUGGAGAGUCAACACGCCAAGGGAUUAUCACCUUUCAGUCCUCUCAACUGAGUUAUGCCGCAAAAAACAGGAAACAGAGAGACUUUUGAAACUGCAACCGACCUUUAUAAUGCUAACUAACUUAAACACGACCGCACAGGAUGCCUGAACAGAAUACAAUCAUCGGCUUUGGUGCUGAAAUGAGACACAGAAUAAUGUGGAGAAUUUGUAAGCAAGCAUUGUAUCAGAGAGAGCAAUUACAUCUUUGAUGAAUUGAACAGUAAGAAGUUUGGUAUGUAGCAUUUGAUAUAUGAUUGGUGUCCAUUUGGAAAGCACAGAUCAUUAUUCUAUCUAAUGGGAUGUCUCCAUAACAUAACAUGUAAGUUCUGUACCAAAAAUGUAUAUACACUAUUUUUGGUGGAUAGCAGUCAGUUUUCUCAUGAACUGGCUUGUUGUAAGUUAUUGAAUUUCCACGAAUCUGUUUUUCCACCAU
Molecule: messenger RNA, 2509 nt
Organism: Cucurbita maxima (winter squash)
Lineage: Eukaryota; Viridiplantae; Streptophyta; Magnoliopsida; Cucurbitales; Cucurbitaceae
Product: putative leucine-rich repeat receptor-like serine/threonine-protein kinase At2g14440
Exons: 9
Coding region: 166-2088 (640 amino acids)
Molecular function (GO): protein binding
Source: RefSeq, a predicted model, not a curated record